UUUUAUCAGUAUAUUGUUAUGAGUCGCGGUUAACCAUUCACUGUGCACAAACACAUUUAAAACCCGAUUUUAAUUGGAAUUAAUUCAGUUGGUCGAGUAGUUCAGCAGCAUAAAAGCGUAUAUUGAGGAUCAUUUAAUUGUCAGCAAUAAUGAUGUCUGAGUCAGCUCCGAUCCAAGCUACAAGAUACUACCAGAACCACGAAGUUGAAUUCGAAGAGGACGAGUUUGACACUUAUAAAGACAAAGAAUCAGGUCACACCAUCUCAGUGAGAAGAUUCACAUGGAGAAACACCUCAGGUGUCUCCGUUCAAGUGAUCACCUACGGAGCCACCAUCACCUCCAUCAAAAUGCCCGAUAAAAAUGGAACUGUUGAUGAUAUUGUUAUGGGAUUUGAUGAUAUGAAGGGUUAUCAGAAUCCACUGAAUCCAUACUUUGGAGCUACUGUGGGACGAGUGGCUAACCGCAUUGGUAACGCCCAAAUUGAUAUUGACGGACGGAUUUAUAAAGUUACCGCCAACUUGGGAGAGCAUACCCUCCAUGGAGGUAUCAAGGGGUUUGAUAAGGUUAACUGGAGUGCUUAUGUUGAUGGAAGCAAGUUAUCACUCAGUUACUUGUCAAAGGAUCUUGAAGAAGGCUUUCCUGGGGAUGUGCUAACGACUGUCACAUAUGAACUCACCAAUGACAAUCGGUUCUUGUAUGAGUUCAAGUCAACGUCAACUAAACCGACUUUUGUCAACUUGACCAACCACUCAUACUUCAACUUGGCUGGACACCAAACUGGCCCCAAAGAGGUCUACAAGCAUGUGAUAUCCAUUAAUGCCGAUUCAACCACUGAGGUUGAUCGCAACUCUAUUCCCUCUGGUAAACUUUUACCAGUAGCAGACACGAUUUUUGACCUGAGGAUCCCAAAGGUCCUUGGAGAGGUGAUUAAUAGGAUCCCCGGAUAUUUGGGAUAUGACCAUAAUUUCUGUGUUACCAAAGGAUCUGCUCAGGAGAACACUUUUGUUGCUAGAGCAGUACAUCCGCCAACAGGGAGAGUCCUUGAAAUCUACAGUAACCAACCGGGAGUCCAGUUCUACACCUCCAAUCAUAUCCCGGAGGACCCACGGGACUUCCAAGGUGACAAGUCCAAACUGAAGAGUCUACGGGGAAAAGGAGGAGCUCCUUACUACAAACACGGAUCGUUCUGCUUUGAAACCCAGAAUUAUCCAGACGCCGUUAACCACCGGUUCGAUUUCCAGAAAAACUUCCCUGCAGCCGUUCUGUAUCCAGGCAAAUUGUACCAACAUACCGUGGAGUACAGGCUAAUCAUUAAAAAAUAACUGUUAUCACUCAUAAAUAAAUAAAUACUUAUUAUUAA
Anthonomus grandis grandis is the source of this 1360-nucleotide messenger RNA. RefSeq names its product galactose mutarotase-like. Bases 150 to 1322 code for a protein of 390 amino acids. NCBI's taxonomy places the organism in Eukaryota, Metazoa, Arthropoda, Insecta, Coleoptera, Curculionidae. The transcript is spliced from 9 exons. Gene Ontology annotation, molecular function: carbohydrate binding; aldose 1-epimerase activity. The record is from RefSeq and is a predicted model, not a curated record. Gene Ontology annotation, biological process: glucose metabolic process; beta-D-galactose catabolic process via UDP-galactose, Leloir pathway.